Messenger RNA from Diachasmimorpha longicaudata, 2812 nucleotides. RefSeq names its product nuclear pore complex protein Nup93-like. The transcript is spliced from 5 exons. Lineage: Eukaryota; Metazoa; Arthropoda; Insecta; Hymenoptera; Braconidae. Bases 250 to 2682 code for a protein of 810 amino acids. Gene Ontology annotation, biological process: protein import into nucleus; poly(A)+ mRNA export from nucleus. Gene Ontology annotation, cellular component: nuclear pore. Gene Ontology annotation, molecular function: structural constituent of nuclear pore. The record is from RefSeq and is a predicted model, not a curated record.
CCGGCGACUGUGAGGGAGAUUUGGGCGACUGUAAGGAAGAGAGCAGACAGGUGAUUUCUUGUCGUAAAAUAAACUAAUUCUAUCGUUUGUACCCUUUGUGCUGAGCUUAAAAUGUUUCACGUUUAUUUUUAAAUAAAUAAUGUUAAGUACGUUGGUGUGUGUGAGAGCCGGUUCCCGCAGUGUGGAUUGGCACUCAUAAAGGUUAUGAGUUGAUUUUAAAAGUGUAAACGAAUCAUUAAUUGGUGAAAAAUGGGUGAUUCGGACUUUAAUGAGCUUCUGAGGUCAGCGGAGCAGCUCUCUGCCGCUGUUGAGGGGUCUGGAGAGCUUCCCCAAGUCGAGAGAAAUCUCAGACAAAUUCUGGAGGCUUCCAAUGAGUUGUGGUCUCGUGUCACGCAAAGUGGGACGCAAGAUACACAAGUUCAAGCGCACCUGUUGUUAGGCUCCAGGGGAGUGGAUUUACCUCAAAUAUCCCAGAAAUUAAAUUCGCUUAGUGCCAGACGCACUUUUGAACCAUUGGAUCCCAUCGCUGAUACUGAUAUUGUCAGUUAUCUCAGGAAUGAGAAAGAAAAUGCUAUUUUGUCGAUUAUCGAACAGGUCCACAAGGAUACAUUUGAGCUCAAUCGAGUUCAACAAAUGGAGCAUAUGUUGGGUGAAUGGAAGCAGAUGCGUUUUGAAAUAAUAAACGCGAUGACAGCCCCCUCCGGUGAGCUGGUGGACCUCCGAGGUAUUCCCCAGCGCACAAAACUCGCUGGUUCCAUGGUCUCCGGUCUCUCCAACAUCGAGACAGCCUACGCCAAGGAGCUCCAAGCUUAUAACGACCACGUUCUUCGUGGCAUCUCUCGACCCAGUCUUUUCAACGUUUUCUCUCGAGCUGCAGAGACCUUCAACGAUAAAAAAAUUCUGGACAUGUGGAACAUGGUCAAGGUUAUGGUGAACAUCCCCGCAACCCCACGAGGCGACCAGAUAAAAUCUCGGACCAGUCCAGAAGUGGCACAAAUGAUUGUCUCCCAAGCGCGUAAAUACCUGGAGAAUCGUUACAGGGACUUCAUGAACUCGCUGGUAAACGAGAACCUAGCCCAGGCGAAGCGUGGAGGGAUUCCUGGAACAAUUCCCCUGGUCAAAAGCUUCGUGGGAAUUAGGAUUCAAAACAUGAGGGACCUGGAGGAUGCUCUCGUGGAUGACAGACCCAUCUGGCCUCUGAUCUACUACUGCAUGAGAGCUGGAGACUUCAAGGCUGCUCUUCAGUGCCUUAACCAGUGCUCCUCGUCCUUUCAGGAGUUCCGUCAGGCUCUGGAGGAAGCUUCCAACGAUCCCCAGAGACGUCCCAGUACUCGAGGGGAGUCCAUCGUUAAACUCCACUAUAGAAAGCAUGUGAGGUCUGCCACAGAUCCAUUUAAACGAGCUGCAUACUGCGCACUUGUCCCUUGUGAACCUGAUGAUCUUCAUUCUGAAGUUAUCUGCACUGCUGAUGACUAUUUGUGGCUUAAACUUUGUCAAGUGAGAGAGCAAACUGAUGCCGAGCAUAAGCUGACUCUUGAUAGUCUGCAAACAACUAUUUUGGAGGUCUAUGGGGAGAGCUAUUACCACGCUCAUGAGCAACCAUUCUUGUACUUCUCGAUGUUAUUCCUGACCGGACAAUUCGAAGCUGCAAUUGAGUUCUUAGCGAGAGGAGCUGGAGCCAAGCAUCUGCCCCAUGCAGUCCACCUAGCAGCAGCCAUGCAUGAGCAUAGCCUCCUAGCCCCAUCUCAGAGUGUUCUAGCUCCAUUGAUAACAGUAGAUCCUGGGGAUAAACCUCCAGCGAAGCGCCUGAACCUCGCUCGAUUGAUUCUACUCUAUGUGAAAAGAUUUGAAAGCUCAGAUCCCAAGGAAAGUCUUCAUUAUCUGUUUCUGCUCAGAUCCAUGAAAGAUCCGCAUGGAAGGAACAUGUUUGCAGCCUCUGCUGCGGAGAUGGUGGUGGAUGCUUCGCCGCAGAAUCGGGCAUUACUCGUGGGAAAAAUGGAUAAGGACAGAAGACUGCCUGGAAUUCUGGAUCAGUUCCAGAUCAACACUGAUGAUGUAAUCAAUAUUUGUGCUGAGACUCUGUACAGGAAGGGGCUGCUGGAGGACUGUGUGACAAUGUACGAUCUUGCUGGGAAUCAUCAAAAGGUCCUGGAGAUCAUGUGCUGUCUGUUGGCGCAGGUCGUGAGUCAGAGGAAUGUGCAAGGAUCUUUGAGGUCUAGGUUGCAGGCAAUUGGGACUGAUAUCAGUCUGAGGUAUCAGGGCAUUGCUAUACAGGUCUCAGCAGAGUUGGUCGCUGCAUUCUAUACUCUAAGAGAUCUUAUGGUCUUCUUCGAUCAGUUCCACGACGAACAGCAUCAGACAGCUUUGAGGACAAUUGCUGAUUCGAAACUGCUGCCCCUCAAUGUCAGGGAGGUCGAUGAGAGGGUCACUGCACUGAGAAGAGUGUCCCCAGAGGUUGCUGGCACUCUUUCUGAUGUGCUUCUGGCUACUAUGACGAUUAUCUACAGACAGUACCAGAAGAUGAGGUCGUCAGAGCCUGGGGAUGAAGUCGCAAGGGAACAGCAGCUCAGGGACCUAAGGGAGCAGGCCAGGGCCUUGACGAGUUUUGCUGGGACACUUCCAUACAGAAUGCCCAAUGAGACGAAUAGUAAACUUGUGCAGAUGGAGAUCCUCAUGCAUUGAGGGCAAUGACCUUCUGAUUUUUUGUGGAUUUUGAGUAGAGUAAUUUAAGUAUUUUUGUGCUGAUAUUUUGGAUAUAGAUUUUUGUAAGUUCGACAGAUUGUUUCAGUGAAUAUACGCAAAUUCAUAAUUA